Messenger RNA from Acanthaster planci (crown-of-thorns starfish), 5087 nucleotides. Its product is annotated as ureidoglycolate lyase-like. Gene Ontology annotation, biological process: regulation of transcription by RNA polymerase II; glyoxylate cycle. Gene Ontology annotation, molecular function: DNA-binding transcription activator activity, RNA polymerase II-specific; malate synthase activity; RNA polymerase II cis-regulatory region sequence-specific DNA binding. Lineage: Eukaryota; Metazoa; Echinodermata; Asteroidea; Valvatida; Acanthasteridae. The record is from RefSeq and is a predicted model, not a curated record. Gene Ontology annotation, cellular component: nucleus; cytoplasm.
CGAAAAUGACGCACUAGCGUCUACCUUCCGAGCCCGAAAUCCACCUCUGGCGUAAGAUGGCCGAAUUUUCAACACAGCGGUUGACGAGACCACACUGACGAUCCAGCCUUUUUACCUAAAAUACCACCAAAUCUUACAUUUACGCUUACAUACAGUUGAUCUUGAAUGUGUAGCACUGAUAUGCCCCGACAAGUAAAAACAGUUGGAGAUGAAUCCUAGCUUUAAAGAGUAGAGCUGACUGGGAUAGAAACAAUAAUUGAUAAAGCAAGCAAACUAUCAAGUUGUCAUGGAGCCAGGGCAGGAGACACAGGAGACACCGUCAUCAGUUGAGUCAGUUGUGAACCCAUCCUCUAUAGCAUACACGGUGGAAAUCCACUUGGUGGAAGAAGAUUACGCUUGCACCAACCAGCCUAAUGUAGCGGACCAGCAUCUUGCGAUGGUAGGGGAUGAAGAGACACAGGAACAGCCCACUGUUGUUCCUAUCGAGGUGAUAUCAGAAGGCAGAGACGAUAUGGGUGUGCAGCCCGAGACCAUGACCACGGAACAGAUUGAGCCCAACAUGAUGGUCACAUUCACUGAGAGCGACCCGCCAACCAACAUUCACCACCUGACUGUCUCAAGUGACAUGAUGGCGUACUUGCCUGAGCCGGGCCUCCCCCCAACGGAAGAUGCUGCGGGGAAGCCCCACCACCAGAUCAUCAUGACGCAGCAUCCCACCUCGGGUGAUCUCACUGAGGUCAAGCUGGUAGACAGCAUGCCGGCAGACUCAAGUCAGGACAUGUCUGUGCUGCUCGUGCAGCCAAAUGAGCAGGAGUCUAAGCCGACGGAGGAUGCAGCGGACAGCCAACAAGGUGUUGAGACCAUAAAGGAGAUGGAGAUAGCCUCAGCCGUUGAGGCCUUGGAAGCAUUGACCGGCUUGGCCACCACCUUCAAUGCAUGGGCUCAGCAGAACCCCCAAGCACUGGAGGAGUCAGGACAUCCCACGAGUGGCAAGCCUCACAAAUCAGAGAAACACAAAUCUGGCAAGCACAAGUCGAAAAAGCACAAGUCUGGCAAACAUAAGAAAAGAAGUUCCCAUUACAAGGAGGCAAAAUCCUCCAUAGACACUGGCAUUGACCAAAUUACUUCCAGUGAAGAUGGAUACAAGUGCAAAACCUGCGGCAAAAUAUUUGGCACCCGGCUGAAACUGAGAAACCACAUGAUCUCCCACUCAGACAAGAGACCUCACGUCUGUCUUGUCUGUGGUAGUGCAUUCAAGCGGGCCAGAUAUCUUCAAAUUCACAAGAAGAGUCACUUUUCGGAUAAACUUUUUGCCUGCACGUACUGUCAAAAAACGUACUUUGAGAGAAAGCGACUGCGUUCCCACAUGAAAUGCCACAUCAAUCCCCUGAAAUGCGAAGUUUGCGGGAAAACCUACGGUGACAAGAGGGGCCUCGAGAUUCACUUCAGAACCCACACCAACGAGAAACCAUUUUUGUGCCGCAUAUGUGGACGAGGAUUCACCUCCAAGGCUGGUGUCAACAAGCACGAACGCAGCCACUCGGGCUUGAAACCGUACGUCUGCAAAACCUGUGGAAAGGCCUACACACAGCCCACCAACCUCUCCGAUCAUGAAAGGACCCACAUCAAUGAUAAAACAUUUGCUUGCACAUCUUGCUCUAAAGUCUUUCUGGCGAGGAGCAGCCUGAGGCGGCAUCGCAUCAAAAACCAUCCAGGGGAGGAGCCUAACGUGGGCAAGCUGGAGCCAUUACAUCAGAGAAUGCACGUGAUCAAAAGAGUAAACCUCAAGGAUGAUAAAUGGCAUUACAAGUACUCAUGCGCCACGUGCGACAAGAAGUUCAAAAAAGAAAAGUACCUCAAGAAACACAGCAAAAUUCACUCAGCUGGGACCAAAGGAUGCUCCUACUGUAACAAAAGUUUCCGAGACAAGAGGGAUCUUCAGAACCAUGAGAGACGUCACACGGGCGAGAAGCCGUACAAGUGCAGUAAGUGCGGCAAGGCCUUUGUCUCCAGUUCAGCGAUGCUGCGACAUGAGAAGUGUCACCUGGGCCUGAAGCCUUACGUCUGCACAACCUGUGGCAAAGCCUUCACGCGGACCACUGGCCUGCGGGACCACGAACUGAUCCACAAAGGGAAGAACAAGCGGUUCCCCUGCCACGACUGUGAUAAGAUCUUUGCAUCCCGCAGUGCCCUCAGGAGUCACGGACGGCUGAAGCAUCAGUUUGUGGAGAUUGUGGACGCGCCCAUGGCAACCAUGGAGGUUCCCGUGGAGACAGAUGAGGGAGACGCUGUCAGUUACAUCAAGUUGAUGUUCACUGAGAAAGAAUCAUUUCAAAGAGAAGUAUUCCUCGUGAUGGAGGUACAUAUAUCCUGCCCACCCACUGGCUUGGAGGAAGCCUACAACACACUCUUGACCCCAGGUGCACUGGCAUUCAUUGGAGAUAUAGCAGCCGAAUUUGAUUCCCGAGUGGAACAGAUGCUAAAUGACAGAAUUCUUAAGAAGGCACACCUUGAUCAGUCCAGAAGUCUCCCUGAUUUCUCACCGGAGACAAGUGGCAUCAGGACAGGCUCUUGGAAGGUUGAUCCAGUCCCAAGAAGGUUGAAGAACAGACAUGUUGACCUCGGUGAUGUGUCUCCGGCCAACACAGGGCAUUUUGUGCAAGCACUGCAAUCCAGUGCUCAGGGCAUACAGACAGAUUUUGAUGAUGGUCAUUGCCCAACAUGGCAAACCCAACUUCAGGGAAUGUACAACAUCUACCAGGCUGUUCAUGGCAAGCUGUACGCUGACAUGCCGUCCAUUGACAACCUACCUGUACUCAUGCUGAGGCCCAGGGCAUGGAAUAUGGUGGAACACAACAUGCUGGUUAAAGGCAAGGAGGUUCCCGGACCCAUCUUUGACUUUGGAUUGUUGAUGUUUCAUACAUCCAAGAUCCUUUGCGCCAAGGAGAGUGGGCCGUAUUUCUACUUAUCCAAGCUUGAGGGAUACAAAGAAGCCAGACUUUGGAAAGACAUCUUUGCUUUUGUUGAGGAGAAACUUGGACUGAGAACUGGCACCAUUAAAGCAACAGUGCUGAUUGAGAACGUCUUUGCAGCAUUUGAGAUGCAUGAGAUCCUACACGAACUGCGCUACCACUCCGCUGGCCUCAACUGUGGCAUCUGGGAUUACUCUGCCUCUUUUAUCAAUAAACUUGGAAACAGACCAGAGUUUGUGCUCCCAGAUCGCAGCAAGUAUGUCAACAUGCAGAGGCACUUCCUGAACAGCUACAUGACACUGACAAUCCAAACCUGCCAUGGUCGAGGUUGUCAUGCCACUGGAGGAAUGAGUGCUACCCUCUUGCCUGCUAUGCAAGGCGCAGAGUACGACAAACUUAUGGAUCUGGCUUGCAGAGCCAAGUUGGCUGAAAUUAAAGCUGGAGUGGAUGGAUUCAUGGUGUAUGAUAUCCGUCUUGUCAAGCCCAUGCAACAGCUGUUUGAGAUGUACGCCCCCUCUGCCAACCAGCAUGCUGUGCUCAGACCAGACGUGAAUGUCACAAAAGAGGACCUACUGCUGAUGCCGUCGGGAGGCGUGACGUUUGGGGGAUUGAAACACAACAUCGCCGUUGCUGUCCUCUUUAUUGAGUCUUGGUUGAAAGGACAGGGGCAUUUCUACUACAAAGGUGCCAUUGAAGACUCAGCUACGGCAGAGAUAUCCAGAUCCCAGGUGUGGCAAUGGAUACACCACAGGGCACGACUUGAAGACAACAAUGAACUCAUCACGUACACUUUGGUCAACGACCUCUGCAGUCGAUUUGUUGACGCACAAAUGCAGGACAACCCCAAGUACGGCACCACAGAGCAGAGCAAAUGCCUUCUGGUGGCAGCUGACAUUUUCCGUCAACUUAUCACCGAGACAGUCUUCCCAGAAUUCCUCACUACUUACCUGAGCUUGGAAAACCGUUUCCGGACCAGUGCCUGGCAUGAUGCAAAAUUUUAGCCGUCCAUUGUUUGGAUCCAUCACAAGCAAGAACGGCAUAUCUUUAGCAAAUUAAGUUAUGCAAUAGACAUCAAACACUGACCAGUUGGUCACUUAAGAGGGUGAUUAUUGGCACUUGCAAUUUCGUAGUGCUAUGGUGUGGAAGUGAACUUUUGGUGUGAAAUUCAUGUAUUAGAACAUGAAUGGUUUGGUGUUCUGAGAGCAGAUCAGUGAGCAGUUCUGUUUGAAAAAUUACCCCCUAAACAAUUUAAUUUUGCUUUCCUUGCUUUACUACACUCUCCAGCACAGUUCAUCAUUGGCAUGGAAAUCAGUGGCUUAUUAGCGAACAAAUCUUUCACAAUUAGCAAAGAAAUUGUUUUGAGAAACGUUCCCAACCCAGUGUGCCAGGCCAAUACGAUAGUAUAAAAGUCCUGAAAUUGACCCUUUGUGUCCUAUUUGCUUUGUGUACAGGUUGACCCAGGAAAUAAGUCCUCAAGUGGAGGGUUUGGCCAAGUUACUUGCUGUAUGACUUGGUAACUAUGUGUUUGCUCUAAAGAGCAGAAUACGCUCAAAUGAUACAUGUACAUCAUUGAGAUUUCUGCAUUAUUGCUUCAUCGAGCACAACUGCUUUGAAAAUGGUUAUGUGUAAACCUGUUUGCAGUGUCUUAGGCUGACGUUACAAUCACACCCAACACGGUCUGAAGGAAAUUUAAUUGUUUGAAACACGAGAAACAAGACUGCUAUAUUUGCAUUUACCUGCCUUUAGUGUCGUUGAUCUCAAAGUUUUAUAGAGUGUUUUAGGAAUCAGAGUAAAAAAGGAAAGAAAUUCCAAGGUACACAAGAUGCUUUAGUACUGUUUUCAAGUUUGUAAAGUAUUCACAGGAAGUAAAAAGGAACUUUUGCAAGCCUGGAUGCUAAUUUAUUUACAUUUAUCAACUAUAUCAGUUCAUUGUUUAGAUUAUAGGUGAUACUGUUGAGUGUUUUGAUGAUUUCAAUGCAAGUUGGUUCUUGGUUGAUUUUGGUUUCCUUGUGUCUGUGUUGUUUCUGUUUCAAUUACCACAGUGUUUUUACAUAUCAAAUUGAAACAGUGAAUCAGCUUGUAAGAUCAAUGAAAUAAUACUCAAAGAUUCAAGAG